AUGGCCCUGAGAGCAUGUGGCUUGAUCAUUUUCCAAAGAUGCCUCAUUCCUAAGAUGAACAAUACUGCAGUUGAGUUUUUACUGCUGCAGGCAUCAGAUGGAAUUCAUCACUGGAGUCCUCCUAAAGGCCAUGCCAAACCAGGAGAAAAUGAAUUGGAAACAGCCCUGCAGAAGACUCAGGAGGAAGCAGGCCUAAAAGCAAGCCAGCUGACCAUGAUUGAGGGGUUCAGAAGGGAGCUCAAUUAUAUGGUCAGGGAGAAGCCUAAAACAGUCAUAUACUGGUUGGCAGAGGUGAAGGACUAUGACAUGGAGAUCCACCUCUCCCACGAGCACCAAGCUUACUGCUGGCUGGGGCUGGAUGAGGCCUGCCAAUUGGUACAAUUCAAGGGGAUGAAGGCAGUGCUCCAAGGACACUAG
Myotis myotis is the source of this 417-nucleotide messenger RNA. RefSeq names its product bis(5'-nucleosyl)-tetraphosphatase [asymmetrical]-like. The transcript has a single exon. Bases 1 to 417 code for a protein of 138 amino acids. Gene Ontology annotation, biological process: AMP biosynthetic process; ATP biosynthetic process. Lineage: Eukaryota; Metazoa; Chordata; Mammalia; Chiroptera; Vespertilionidae. The record is from RefSeq and is a predicted model, not a curated record. Gene Ontology annotation, molecular function: bis(5'-nucleosyl)-tetraphosphatase (asymmetrical) activity.